AUGGCAUCUGUCAAGCAUGAUCCUAGGUCACCCCUCUUUGACCCAGUCCAGACCAAGAAACAUCCUCCUGGUAGCUGCAAUCAGAACUCCUCCACAAUCAAACAUACAUCACCAAGCAUCGAGAGCGUUUUCAGCAGAUUCUCCAUCAGCGGUCACAGCUAUCAAUGGUCAGAGCUCCAUCCAUCAUUGCGUCUAUUCUUCCAUGACCCUCCCGAUCCAACAGACACAGACAACUGGCUGUCCAGAGCAUGGCGUAAAGUUGUCUACGAUGGGCCCGGAGAUCGAGGUCAGGCUCCCUCCAAGGUCAUGCCUUUGGGUCACCUGGUGGUCAAUAGUCCACACUGCUGCUCGGACUAUUACAACGCAUCUAGCGCUGCUAUUGACGAGCUGUGUGGACGAGACAUCCCAACCUGGUUUUCUAUGGUCGUUGAAGUAGGCAAUCCCGAUAUGCCUGUAUGGAUGAUGCGAGACCUGGCGAGUGUGAAUUGGCAGCUCAAGGCAGAUAAGAACAAGCCUCACGGUCGUCCCCAAGAGCAAGUCACCCUUCUGGAAGAAGACAAAGAUAGAGCAUACGUCGACAAGGCCACCCUGGAGCGCUAUUCUCUACGGCCACGGUAUGAGAGCCGCAUGCCAGAGCUAGCUGAGGUCCUUUCCAAGGCUGGCGGCGGUGUUGACAGCUCCGAGGUUGACCUCGUUCGGCUGUUCGCUCGUCUGUCUGACUGGGACUUCGGCGCCAACAAUCCCACACAUCUUGAUGUCUACACCCGAACCUCACCUCGACUGUGCAAUCCGACCACGAGACAGCUCCAAGAGACAAAGACUAAAUAUCGUCAGCUCAUGGGCACCUGGUCUGCGCAUAAGUCAGAGGAUUGA
This is a messenger RNA of Cyphellophora attinorum, 873 nucleotides long. RefSeq lists its product as uncharacterized. The record is from RefSeq and is a predicted model, not a curated record. Bases 1 to 873 code for a protein of 290 amino acids. The transcript has a single exon. NCBI's taxonomy places the organism in Eukaryota, Fungi, Ascomycota, Eurotiomycetes, Chaetothyriales, Cyphellophoraceae.